Messenger RNA from Neurospora tetraspora, 964 nucleotides. RefSeq names its product YjeF N-terminal domain-containing protein. NCBI's taxonomy places the organism in Eukaryota, Fungi, Ascomycota, Sordariomycetes, Sordariales, Sordariaceae. The transcript is spliced from 7 exons. Gene Ontology annotation, cellular component: mitochondrion. Gene Ontology annotation, molecular function: NAD(P)HX epimerase activity. Bases 123 to 833 code for a protein of 236 amino acids. The record is from RefSeq and is a predicted model, not a curated record.
UUCUUAUCCGCCCGUUUUCACCCCCAGAACUUCCCUCGUCUUCGAUCACUGCACGUGUCAUCCAACACUCGUCUUGUCCAGUAACGCUGCGUCCAGAACCAGUACUACAGCCUUCUUCCACCAUGACGCUCAAGACCCUCUCUGCAAAGGCUGCCGCUGCUCUCGACCGCGAGCUCAUGAGCACGGGGGCCUUUUCCAUCGACCAGCUCAUGGAACUGGCAGGUCUCUCGGUCUCACAAGUUGUUGCCCGAGUCCACCCUAUCAAGCAGGGCCGCCGAGUGCUGGUCGUUGUUGGCCCUGGAAACAAUGGGGGUGAUGGCCUCGUGGCUGCUCGACACCUUUUCCACUACGGCUAUCAACCUGCCAUCUACUAUCCGAAGCGACCCAAGAACGAUCUCUAUCAGCGCCUGGUCAAACAAUGCGAAGACCUAGAGAUACCCUUUGUCGAUGACUUCGCCUCUGCUCUGGACUCUACCGACCACGUCGUCGAUGCCAUCUUUGGUUUCAGUUUCUCUGGCGAGGUUCGGGAGCCGUUCCCUGCCGUCAUCAAUGCCAUGGCCGAGACAAAGAUUCCGGUGACCUCGGUCGAUGCUCCAUCGUCGUGGGACAUUAAUGAAGGACCGCCCAAGUCCGGGGUGGGCAGCAAAUUUCACCCUAAUGUCUUGGUUAGCUUGACGGCUCCGAAACCUCUGGUCAAGCACUUCAAGGGCCGCCAUUUCGUGGGAGGACGGUUCGUCGCUCCGUCGAUUGCGAAAAAGUACGACUUUGACGUUCCCAAGUAUGAGGGUAUCGACCAGAUCGUCGAGAUCACCGACAACCAAGUCAAGAUCUAAAGGCUUCUUGCCGCCCUGUCAACGUCGUCGCUGGUGCUGCUGAUGGUGCUGCUCUUCCCUUCUCGAACCAACCCAGGCUACAUCAGACUGCAGCCCCCGUGUCGACUAUUUGGACAAGUAGGGCUCGGACA